Messenger RNA from Ylistrum balloti, 7131 nucleotides. RefSeq names its product protein FAM53A-like. Gene Ontology annotation, biological process: protein import into nucleus. The record is from RefSeq and is a predicted model, not a curated record. Gene Ontology annotation, cellular component: nucleus. NCBI's taxonomy places the organism in Eukaryota, Metazoa, Mollusca, Bivalvia, Pectinida, Pectinidae. The transcript is spliced from 7 exons. The coding region runs from base 277 to 1629 and encodes 450 amino acids.
AUCGACUCGAAAUUUCAUCUUACUGUUUUGAUUGGUGUAGCUUACAUGGUAGGAGCAUGGUUUAAUGUCCAGAGCCUGACUUCUAAUUCCAAAGUCUGUGAUAUCCACUGCUGCCUUUCCCAGGCUGAUCGCCUUAGGCCUGACUUGUCUUUUAAUCAUGGCUUUGUGUGGACACUAGUUAACUAUGGCCUUCAGAUUCCACAGAUGUGCUCGAUGAUGAGGAAUUGAACCUCACCACUGGUCAUCGUCGGAGUGGUGGUCUGGUCACUGGGACCUAUGUCCCUGACUGGGGUAAAACCCAGCAUGCUGGCAGUAGAUGUCCUGACAGAGCAGUUGCGUGACCAGACUAUCGAUGAACAGGCCAAGAAAACGUCACAAAUAAAGCUGAUCCAGGCUUCUGAUGGGUACAAACUCAGUAAAAAUGCAGAGGCGACAAUUGCAGGCUCAGGUAAAAAGGUUUGGACAGUGCAAUUAAAUUCUGCAGCGGGGAAAGAUCUUUUAUCAGAAUCACUAAGACAGGGGUUGAAUACAGCCCCUCCGAUAGCCAAUCUUGCCUCUGACCAGUCAGGAGACCUUGGGCCACCCCAAAAUGCCCCAGCACCACCUAAAAAGAGACAUUGUAGGUCUCUCACAGUCCCAGUUCCACCAGAACGACCAACACCAUCAUCAUCUUGGCAGCCACAGGAGUCGCGGCUAUGGAAACCUGUGGCUGUGAUAUCUAGUGAGAGAACACAGUCUGAGGCCACAGUGAUGCCCGUCAAUUUUUGUGGUAGUGACGCAACUUUAGGGCAUAGAACUUGUGAGAGUGUUGGCGGGAUCCCCACAGGGAUGUGUAAUUGUGAACAAAGUUUUGCUGUUCCAAGUGACAUAUUCACCCCACCAGAAUCACCAGUGCCCCGUCCAUCUUCUACAUCAACAUGUUCUGGUCGCCAUGAUGGUACAUUUAGUCCACUUGGUGCACCAUGGCUUGAACACUGUCAACGCCGGUAUGAUGCUUUCCAAAGCCGGAGUCUUUCAUUUGAGGAUCAAAUCUCAUGUAGUUCGAGUUCUGGGUCCACGCCUAGUGUUCCUGGGUGUGUUCAUUCCCAACAAUCUCUGUCUCAACCUUACCACCCUCACCAUCACCACCAUCACCAUCACCACCACCGUAUCCCAAGAUGCCGUUCACAACCGUCUAUGACUCAUGACAGAAAAUAUGGACUUAAACGUCGUAGAGACUAUGAUCGUCCUACUUUAAAUUUUCGCAAAAUGACAGAGACGGCAUAUCAACAAAUACCCAGGUCUGAAUCACUGUCAUCCCGCCAGGGUUUGAAGGAGAAGCGUGUUUCAAAGUUUCAUGAGGAGCUUGAGUCUGUCAUGAGUCUGAUGCCAAUAGCAAGCUCUCCAAUGGAUACUGAUCUACCAAUCAAGCGGAUGAUGGUAGCACGGAAUAGCCCAAUCAGCGAAAUGGACAGUGGUCGCAGUGACAGUGCUGAGUUCCUAGACAGUGAGGCCAGUGACAGUCUAGGGGAGGGGCCAGUCAAGCUUCUAGGGGAAGGAUGUGAGGAAUGUGAGGCUGGGGAUGAUGAGGUGGAAGAGAUAUUCACACUACCAGAGGACCUUGAUCUGGAGCAGAUAGAGAACCACUGAUAUUAUACUUCCUCAGCACAUGACGAUGAUUGUGUACUUCUUAAUAAAUGCAUGUAUACACUGAUAUCAUAUUUGUAUGAACUUAGAGUUGCUUCUUGUCAUAGAGAUCCUGUCAUUGUAUAUGUCAUCAGCAGUAUAGUGGUAAUCCCCAAUUAUGAUAUUCAUGACACAGUGUUUGUUACAACCAAAUCCAUGGUGUAUUUAAAGUCUGAUAACAAUUUUCUGAAGAUGUAACAACAACAUACAGUUACUGAAUCUAUUAAUUGAUCCAUAGUGAAUGAAAAAUGAACAUGCAUAUCAUCACAAGUAUGCAAAUUUCCUCACAGUGUAUAAGAGAUGACUAUUUCAUUAAUGUGUAUAAGAUGUGAGCAUUUACUCACAGUUGAUAUGAUGUGAGAAUUUCCUCAUUGUUUAUAAGAUGUGAGAAUUGUCUCACAGUUGAUAUGAUGUGAGGAUUUCCUCAUGGUGUAUAAGAUGUGAGAAUUCUCUCACAGUUGAUAUGAUGUUAGGAUUUCCUCAUGGUGUAUAAGAUGUGAGAAUUCUCUCACAGUUGAUAUGAUGUGAGGAUUUCCUCAUGGUGUAUAAGAUGUGAGAAUUCUCUCACAGUUGAUAUGAUGUGAGGAUUUCCUCAUGGUGUAUAAGAUGUGAGAAUUCUCUCACAGUUGAAUAUGAUGUGAGGAUUUCCUCAUUGUUUAUAAGAUGUGAGAAUUCUCUCACAGUUGAUAUGAUGUGAGGAUUUCCUCAUGGUGUAUAAGAUGUGAGAAUUCUCUCACAGUUGAAUAUGAUGUGAGAAUUUCCUCAUUGUUUAUAAGAUGUGAGAAUUCUCUCACUGUUGAUAUGAUGUGAGGAUUUCCUCAUGGUGUAUCAGAUGUGAGAAUUCUCUCACAGUUUAUAUGAUGUUAGGAUUUCCUCAUGGUGUAUAAGAUGUGAGAAUUCUCUCACAGUUGAUAUGAUGUGAGGAUUUCCUCAUGGUGUAUAAGAUGUGAGAAUUCUCUCACAGUUGAUAUGAUGUGAGGAUUUCCUCAUGGUGUAUAAGAUGUGAGAAUUCUCUCACAGUUGAUAUGAUGUGAGGAUUUCCUCAUGGUGUAUAAGAUGUGAGAAUUCUCUCACAGUUGAUAUGAUGUGAGGAUUUCCUCAUGGUGUAUAAGAUGUGAGAAUUCUCUCACAGUUGAUAUGAUGUGAGAAGUUCCUCACAAUGAUAAAGAGGUGAGCAUUUCCUUUCCGUUUUUUCCUCACUGUUUAUAAGAGGUGAGGAUUUCCUGGCAUUGUAUAGGAGGUGAGGAUUUCCUCAAAGUGUGUAAAAUUCAAACAUUUCACUGCAGUGUAAAAGAGUUGAGCAAAUUCCUACUCUGUGAGGAUAUAAUUUUGUAUAUGUGGAAAUAUAUGGUCUCAUAUGUGUUAUUUAAUUCCUAAACUCCCAACAUUUUCAACAGGGUCCAAUAUAUUUAUAUAUCUUAUUAUUAUAUAUAUUAUUUAUUCCAAUGAAUUAACAUUAUUUGUAUCCAAAUUUGAUUGAAAAGCACAUGUGAUAUAAAAGGAGAUCGGAACAACACAAUAAAUUACUAACAACACCUAUAUAGUGAUUUUAGUUUCUUUAACAAUCAAAUAUGCAUUUGUGAUGAUUUUUUUUUAUUUUUGGUAAAAUUUCUUCAGUUUCUGGAGAAGCAUGUAGUUACAUCAUUGUUGAAUAUGAGAUUAUCAAGCAAAGAAUUGCAUGGACAAAUUAACUGACAUGGUACAAGGGAGAUAACUAUAAUAUAAGAUUUUUACUAAAACUGUUAAUAUAAUUUUAGCAAUGUGUCACAUGUGUACCUUGUGUCAGUACUAUUUAUUGAAAUAUAGUUUACAUUAUGAUAACACAAUUUUUGGUGAGAUUGUAUGAAUAUAUUUCAAAUUUUGUGUCGAACUAGUCUUAACUGACAGAACAACCCUUUUGCUGUUGUUUUGCUUCCAUCCAUUUGUAAUGUAACUUAUACCAAGUGUGAUUUAGGUGUAUAUAAAGUGUGUGUAGGUGAGAGUAGCUGCCUCUCAGUCAUGGAUACAGGUACAUAUUACCUGACCAAUCUGAAUUACUGUAGAGGUUGCUUUUUCAAUGGUUCAAAUUUUUUUUGGCAUUUUUGCUAAGAGCCAGAAUUAUGUGUGGAAGUAAUGAAACAGAUUAUGUAUUUCUCUAUAAAUUUCAUUUUUUAAAGUAUUUGGUAACUGUUUUUCGUGAAUUUAUCCCAUCUUGGAAAAUAACAAAAUCAGGGCCUUUUGACAAUAAUCUUUAUGGUAUAUUCUAUACAUCAGAAUUAGAAAUCUGGAUAAUUAGGUUUGUAACAUGGCGAGGCUGUUCUCAGUACAGUCGGAACCAUCAGUAGACUAUACAGUAAAUUGUGUAAGCUUGACAGCUGUUAUUGUGAACCAUUUCUACUAUUUUUACAAGAGUAUGUUAAAAAACUAAGAUAUUAUGUAAUUCUGUUAUAUAGAUCAAAUGAGCUGAGAAAAAUUAGACCAGAGUACGAGAGGGUUUCUGGUUUUGUGGUGUUUUCCUAAAGCCUUAUGGUUCUAUUUACUGUUCAUACUUUAUCCUGUGAUUCCUCAGUAAGACUUCUCGAAGAACGAGCACUGUUGUAUAGUAUAUUUAUGUUAAAAUUGUAAGAACAUACCAAGGUUUAUUAUUGGCCUGCACAUAAAACACGGUCUUCAAGUCACCCUAAAAUGUAAGAAAUUUAGAUUUCAAAUUCAACAUCAAGCUUAAGGCCAGCCUAUCAGUUUCGUCAUUUUGGUAAAAUAGUGAAAUGAGUGAAACAGUGGCAGGUUUCCUUGCAUUCAGAACCAACUGUAUCGUAGGUCUGUUGAUUUAAGAUGGUAUAUAUCUAAAUGUCUUUAUCGUUUUGAUAUGAAGAUCACUUGUGUAUUCAUGAGAUCAACUCUGUUUCCUUUAUUUUCUUGAACUUUGAUGGCACCUGUUCACCCUAAUUGAAGAGAAUACAUGCAAAUCUUUAUUUUCUUGCAUUGAGGCAGUACAGAUGAGCUUUCAUUCUCUUGAAUGAGGACAGCAACAGCUCCUAUGUAUCUUUAUUCUCUUGAAUAAGCCACAUGAGUUCUGAUAGUAAAGGUGGUACAUAUGUAAUAUUAUUAUUUAGAAUUAAGACAAAUUAAUCAAAACAGUACCUGUGUAUCAUUACUCUCUUGAAUCAAAACACAUGGGUGUCUUUAUUCUCUGGAAUUAGAUAUCACAUGUAUGUCUUGAUUUUCUUGAAUAAGACACAUGAAUUAAGAUGGUACCUAUGUAGUUUUAAAAAAUUCAUUGAAUUAAGACAGAUGAAUCAAGACAUCAUUAGUUUAUAUUUUUACUCUCUUAAAUUAAGAUUGUACCUGAUUGUAUAUAUUGUGAUGUUCUGUACAUUACUUGCUCGUGUACAGAUGGAGUAUGUGUUGUAAAGAAAGUCUGUGUAGCUUCUGCUUCAUAGGUUAGAGUGACUGAUAGUAAGAAUGGUAGUGAAUCAUAUUAUGAAAGGUACAUUCCUGUAUAGGCACACUUAUAAUAAAUGGCAUGAAAUGAUGAAGAUAUGUCUCCCUACAUUUAUAUGUUACACUUUCUGCAUAACUGUCUCGCAUGGCAGGAAGAAGACAGAUAGCACACUCCCUUCCUGGUUAAAUGUCUAGCAUGGCAGGAAGAAGACAGCUAGCACACAUCCUUCCUGGAUCACUGUCUAGCAUGACAGGAAGUAGACAGAUAGCACAUUCCUUUCUGGAUCACUGUCUAGCAUGACAGGAAGUAGACAGAUAGAACAAUUCCUUUCUGGAUCAUUCUCUAGCAUGACAGGAAGUAGACAGAUAGCACACUUCCUUCCUGGAUCAUUCUCUAGCAUGACAGGAAGUAGACAGAUAGCACACUUCCUUCCUGGAUCAUUCUCUAGCAUGACAGGAAGUAAACAGAUAGCACACUUCCUUCCUGGAUCAUUCUCUAGCAUGACAGGAAGUAGACAGAUAGCACAUUCCUUCCUGGAUCAUUCUCUAGCAUGACAGGAAGUAAACAGAUAGCACAUUCCUUCCUGGAUAAUUCUCUAGCAUGACAGGAAGUAGACAGAUAGCACAUUCCUUCCUGGAUUAUUCUCUAGCAUGACAGGAAGUAGACGGAUAGCACACUUCCUUCCUGGAUUAUUCUCUAGCAUGACAGGAAGUAGACGGAUAGCACACUUCCUUCCUGGAUCAUUUUCUAGCAUGACAGGAAGUAAACAGAUAGCACAUUCCUUCCUAGAUCAUUCUCUAGCAUGACAGGAAGUAGACAGACAGCACAUUCCUUCCUGGAUCACUUUCUACCAUGACAGAAGUAGAAAAAUGUAUGUAGACCAUUAUCUUUGUGUGUAAAUGGCAUGUGUUUGUGAAUCUUUGAUGAUGUAUAUGAAGCUCUGACAUGUUUUAGAUUUAAAUAAUUUAAUGAAUAUUAUAUAUUUUGUUGAUAUAUUUUACCCUUGAAGUCCCAUGUUUCGCUGAUAUGAACUCAUUUUUGCUUCAUCAAAGUUGCCAUCAUAGUCAUCCCAUUAUAGACCUCAGUCAUUGUCACGACAGAAUUCCAGCACACUCCCAUAUAAAUAACCAUUUCAAUUUAAGUAGUUUUAAAUCUCAUGUUUCAAAUCACAUUUAUUCCUUAACAAAUUUUAAAAUAAAUCUGUAUUGUGUACAACCUGAUAAUUACUGGUCUACAGUUCUGAAACAGUUUAAGAAUUGUUGUAUUUAUGUUCACUUCUUUAGCUCUAUCAUUACAUUAAUUCUUGCUACCAACUCAAAUUACAUAUCAACACUUUCAUCUGAAAUCAGUAUGUCUCAUUGUAAUAUACAAUACAUUUUUCAUAGUGAACAACUGAAUGGCUGUAGUAUUUCUGCUUACUUCAUGUGGAAAUAUUCAUUUUUACUGGUUAUGAAAUUGUCAAGAGCAAGCUUUCAAACAUGAAAUCCUCUUAAAGGCAUCAUUGUAGGUGGAAUUUAAUGUAGCAUAAUAGACUGAUGUGGAGUAGUAUAUGACAGCUUCCAAAUUACCUCAAAAUUUCUGAUAGAAAUGUAGUUUAUUUUGAUAUACUUGCCAGUACUCUGUCUCUGUACUUGUUCCGAAUAUUGUAAAUCAACAAACUUUAAGAUAUAAUAAAAGAUUUCUACAAUGUUCGGUAACGAAACUUUCUAUUUACUUCUCAUAUUCGUCUCUCAAUAUCUGUUUUUUAAAAAUUCAAUAAUUUUGAAAUUUGCAGUACUUAUUUCAGAUUUGCUAUUCAAAUUUAAGUAUUUUGUGUUCUUUGUUCAAAAGGCUUAGGGAAAUUCCUGUUUUAUAAUGCAAAGUUUCAAACCACAGUUGUGUCAAUGCAAAGUUCUGUAUAUUGAUGUAUAACCAGUCUUUAGUCAAAUAAGGAGUACAAUGGCUUGUAGGUCAGACUAUAUAGAACUAUGUAACAUUUAGCUGAACAUUAUUCAUUUGAACAAAAAUAUCAUGUUUUGAUGAAUAAAAUACAAAUUAAUUCAUAA